GCCGCAGCGGCCGCCGCUGGUCCCGGCUCGUGGCGCGAGCUUCGGAAGAGGCGGGGGUCCCGCGUGCCAGGCCCGCCGCGCGCGCCGCCAGGGGUGGUUAAUUUCCUCUACAGGUUGAAGAGCAGCAGUUGAAGUUUUACUGUAAAGCAGAUUCUUCGCUAAAUCAAAGACAAUCCCAUGGUUUGGUCUGUCUACAGCUGAAGUAAUUGCUAGCUGGGAUUUUGUUCUUAGUUUGCUGUGCUUCACAGGAGAGAUUUUAAUGGAUCUCAACAGUGCUAGCACUAUUGUUUUGCAAGUCUUGACCCAAGCUACUAGCCAAGAUACUGCAGUGUUGAAGCCAGCUGAGGAACAACUGAAGCAGUGGGAGACACAGCCAGGUUUUUAUUCAGUUUUAUUGAAUAUCUUUACAAAUCAUACUCUGGAUGUGAAUGUAAGAUGGUUAGCUGUGCUGUACUUCAAAAAUGGAAUUGAUCGCUACUGGAGACGGGUUGCACCACAUGCUCUUUCUGAAGAAGAAAAAACUACAUUACGUGCUGGACUUAUUACCAACUUCAAUGAGCCAGUGAAUCAGAUAGCAACUCAGAUCUCUGUACUGAUUGCCAAAGUUGCCAGGGUGGACUGCCCAAGGCAAUGGCCAGAACUUAUACCCACUCUUGUAGAAUCUGUGAAAGUGCAGGAUGAUCUUCGACAGCACAGAGCGCUACUUACCUUUUAUCAUGUUACAAAAACUCUGGCAUCCAAAAGGCUUGCUGCAGAUAGGAAACUUUUCUAUGAUCUUGCAUCAGGUAUUUAUAGCUUUGCAUGUUCCUUGUGGAAUCAUCAUACCGAUACAUUCCUCCAGCAAGUUUGUACAGGGGAUGAAGCUGCAGCCACAAAUUCACUAGAAAGAACGUUGUUGUCAUUGAAAGUGCUUCGUAAACUGACAGUCCAUGGGUUUUUGGAACCUCAUUGGAAUGCAGAGGUGAUGGGUUUUCUACAUGCAGUGUUUGAGAGGCUAAAACAAUUUCUGGAGUGUAGUAGAAGUAUAAGAGCAGAAAAUGUAUGCAGAGAUCGUCUAGAAAAGACUAUAAUUCUGUUCACUAAAGUGCUUUUGGACUUCCUGGAUCAACAUCCUUUUUCGUUCACCCCUUUGAUUCAGAGGUCUUUGGAGUUUGCUGUAAGCUAUGUUUUCACAGAGGCUGGUGAAGGAAUUGUCUUUGAGCGGUUUAUUGUACAGUGCAUGAAUCUCAUUAAGAUGAUUGUGAAAAAUUAUGCUUACAAGCCAUCAAAAAAUAUUGAAGAUAGCAGUCCUGAAACUCUUGAAGCACAUAAGAUAAAGACAGCCUUUUUCACAUAUCCGACACUAAUGGAAAUUUGUAGGAGAUUAGUCACUCACUAUUUUCUGCUAACAAAGGAAGAAUUAGCCAUGUGGGAAGAGGACCCUGAAGGCUUCACUGUAGAAGAGACAGGAGGAGAUUCCUGGAAGUACAGUCUCAGACCAUGCACAGAAGUUCUUUUUAUUGAUAUUUUCCAUGAAUAUAAUCAGACUCUUACCCCUGUGCUUUUAGAAAUGGUUCACAGUUUGCAAGGAUCUACCAACAUGGAAGACACCAGUGCUAUACUGAUUAAAGAUGCUGUGUAUAAUGCGGUUGGACUGGCUGCUUAUGAACUAUUUGAUAGUGUGGAUUUUGAUCAGUGGUUUAAAAAUCAACUGUUAGCAGAACUACAGGUUUCUCAUAACAGAUACAAACCAAUACGCCGAAGAGUAAUUUGGCUAAUUGGACAGUGGAUUUCUGUAAAAUUCAAAUCAGACUUGAGACCUAUGUUAUAUGAGGCAAUUCGUAACUUGCUUCAAGACCAAGACUUAGUGGUCCGUAUCGAGACAGCUAGGACACUGAAGUUAACUGUAGAUGACUUCGAGUUCAGAAGUGACCAGUUCUUACCAUAUCUGGAAUCCAUGUUUACGCUGCUCUUCCAGCUACUUCAGGAAGUAAACCAGUGUGACACCAAAAUGCAUGUUCUUCACGUUCUGUCUUGUGUGAUUGAAAGAGUAAAUAUACAGAUACGACCAUAUGUAGGAUGUUUGGUUCAGUAUUUACCACUCCUUUGGAAACAGAGUGAGGAGCACAAUAUGCUACGAUGUGCCAUUCUAACCACCCUGAUCCAUCUUGUCAAGGGACUGGGAGCAGACAGCAAAAAUCUCUAUCCUUUUCUACUUCCAGUUAUUCAGCUAAGUACAGAUGUUUCUCAGCCUCCACAUGUCUAUCUUCUAGAAGAUGGUUUAGAGUUGUGGUUAGUGACCUUGGAAAAUAGUCCAUAUCUUACACCUGAGCUCCUAAGAAUAUUUCAGAACAUGUCUGCCCUUCUUGAAAUGAGUUCAGAAAACCUCAAAAAUUGUUUUAAGAUCAUCAAUGCUUAUAUUUUCUUAUCAUCAUCUGAAUUUUUACAGAUGUAUGCUGCUGGCUUGUGCCGGUCAUUUUGCGAACUUUUGAAGGACGUAACUACUGAAGGUCAAGUUCAAGUUUUAAAGGUUGUGGAAAAUGUCCUAAAAGUAAACCCUGUUUUGGGUCCACAAAUGUUCCAAGCCCUUUUGCCAUCAGUAUUCAGGGGAAUUGUAGAUGGGGAGAGAUACCCAGUGGUGAUGUCUACCUACCUGGGGAUCAUGGGUAGGGUUCUACUACAAAAUGCAAGCUUUUUUUCAUUACUUUUGAGCCAGAUGGCAUGUGAAUUGGGCCAGGAGUUGGAUCAAAUUCUUGGUAACAUGAUUGAAAUGUGGGUUGAUCGAAUGGAUAACAUUACUCAGCCAGAAAGAAGAAAACUUUCUGCUUUGGCAUUGCUUUCACUUCUGCCAUCACUGAAUAGUGUUAUUCAAGAUAAAUUUUGUGGUAUCAUCAACAUUUCAGUGGAAGGGCUGCAUGAUAUUAUGACUGAAGAUCCUGAAACAGGAACGUACAAAGACUGCAUGUUGAUGUCUCAUUUUGAAGAGCCCAAAGUUACGGAAGAUGAGGAACCUCCCACAGAACAAGACAAAAGGAAAAAAAUGCUUGCACUGAAGGACCCUGUACACACUGUGUCACUGCAGCAGUUCAUCUAUGAGAAGCUAAAGGCACAGCAGGAAUUACUGGGAGAGCAAGGUUUUCAGACACUUAUGGAAACCGUGGAUACAGAAAUAGUUGCACAGCUACAAGAAUUUUUACAAGGCUUCUAAAUAAGCAGAAACAAGAUUUUUUUUUAUGUCCAGUUUCCCUUUCCAAAAUGUGGAAGGACUCUAGCCUUCCAUCUGGCUGAAGAGCCUACUGAGAGAUGAAAAUACCUUGUGUUUAAAAAAAAUAAAAAUAAAUUUCUGUUGUUGCUAUUAAACUAA
This is a messenger RNA of Apus apus (common swift), 3343 nucleotides long. RefSeq names its product importin 11 (gene IPO11). The transcript is spliced from 32 exons. Gene Ontology annotation, molecular function: small GTPase binding. Bases 260 to 3187 code for a protein of 975 amino acids. The record is from RefSeq and is a predicted model, not a curated record. Gene Ontology annotation, biological process: protein import into nucleus. Lineage: Eukaryota; Metazoa; Chordata; Aves; Apodiformes; Apodidae. Gene Ontology annotation, cellular component: nuclear envelope; cytosol.